CUUGAGAAGGAAGCCAGCACCAGCUCUGACACCAAAGUUCCUUACAGCACAAAUGGCUGUCUGACCGGAGUUCCUUCUUCUCUUGCCAUUGGCUGAUACCCUUCAUAAAAUACAAUUUGCUGUUUUGCUUUUUUUUUUAAACAAGCAAACUGAAUUACCUGGAGGAGGAAGACAGCAGAGACAGGGGAGACAGAGCCAAGGCAGCUGAAAGAAAGCAAACUCAGGACCUCCUAGAGCUUUCACGUGUGUUAUGAAUCUCCAAGAGAGGGAUACUAAAGCUUUCUGUGUCUCUCAGGCUGAUUUGAACACAGAAGCCUUUCCUUACACAGAACAUCUCAUGGAAUUCGUAGUUUGUGGAAGAUACUUUGGGAAGUGCUGACCUAAAGAAAAGACUUUUUCUUUUUUCUUUUACAUCAUUUACAUACCAACCAUGUUUUCUGAGUUGCAUCUUCACAUCAGUCUCUGAAGGAGAAUUGAAAACCAUAUUUUCGGUAUCGGAAAUACAUUUACAAAGCAUCCAUUUGGCAUGGAAAGAAAACUUGUGUCCUUAUCUCCAUCCAUCUCCGCAUCAGAAAUGGAAAUUAACAGCACCUUCAGCGAUCACCAUAGCAACAGGAACUGCACAGCUGAAAACUUUAAGAGAGAAUUUUACCCCAUCGUGUACCUGGUAAUAUUUAUCUGGGGAGCCUUGGGAAAUGGCUUUUCCAUAUAUGUUUUCCUGCAACCUUAUAGGAAGUCCACAUCUGUGAACAUUUUCAUGCUCAAUCUGGCUACUUCGGAUCUCUUGUUCACAGCCACACUGCCCUUCAGGGUGGACUAUUACCUCAGAGGGUCCAAUUGGAUAUUUGGGGACCUGACUUGCAGGAUUAUGUCUUACUCUCUGUAUGUCAACAUGUACAGCAGCAUUUACUUCCUGACUGUGCUGAGUGUGGUGCGUUUCCUGGCCACCGUUCACCCCUUCCGGCUCCUUCAUACCACCAGCAUCAAGAAUGCCUGGAUUGUUUGUGGCAUCAUAUGGGUCUUUAUCAUGGCUUCCUCAAUAACGCUGCUGAACAAUGGCUCUGAGCUGAAGGGCAAUGUCACCUUGUGCUUGGAGCUGAAUCGGAAUAAAGCUCCUAAACUGAAGACCAUGAACUACAUUGCCUUGGUGGUGGGCUUUCUGCUGCCCUUCUGCACGCUCAGCAUCUGCUACCUGCUGAUCAUCCGAGCUCUGCUGAAGGCGGAAGUCCCAGAGUCAGGGCUGCGGCUUUCUCACAGGAAGGCAUUGACCACCAUCAUCAUUGCCUUGGUCAUCUUCCUCCUGUGCUUCUUGCCCUAUCAUAUACUGAGAACCCUCCACCUGCUCCAGUGGGAGGCGGAUACAUGCAGUGACCUGCUGCAUAAAGCUGUGGCCAUCACACUGGCUAUGGCGGCAGCCAACAGCUGCUUCAACCCUUUGCUUUAUUACUUUGCUGGGGAGAAUUUUAAGGACAGACUAAAGUAUGCACUCAGGAAAGAUCAUCCACAGGAACCAAAGUGCAGCUUUCCUUUCUGUGUGUGGCUGAAAAACGAAACAAGAGUGUAAGGGGUUCUUGGGCAAGGCUGUUCCUAUGUCUUGUGUCCGCCUUCAUCCAAAAGACCAUGUAUUUACACCAUUCCCAACAAAGGUCGAUUCCCAAGA
Capra hircus (goat) is the source of this 1660-nucleotide messenger RNA. RefSeq names its product cysteinyl leukotriene receptor 2 (gene CYSLTR2). NCBI's taxonomy places the organism in Eukaryota, Metazoa, Chordata, Mammalia, Artiodactyla, Bovidae. Gene Ontology annotation, cellular component: plasma membrane. Gene Ontology annotation, molecular function: leukotriene receptor activity. The record is from RefSeq and is a predicted model, not a curated record. The transcript has 3 exons. Gene Ontology annotation, biological process: G protein-coupled receptor signaling pathway. The coding region runs from base 527 to 1564 and encodes 345 amino acids.